UACCUGCGUGUCAUUUGGAUUUGCUCUCUGCACGAACCAAUGCAUGGAGUAACGACUUGGAACAAACUUAGUCCAGACUGAGAAACAAUUUCCUCAUGUAUUUGGAAAACUCUGAGCAAAGCAAAGGAGAAGGGGGGGCGUCUACUGAAGCAAUGCUUGCUGAACAAUUCCAGGCCUCCAAAUUAACAGAAGCUGCAGAUUUAACAAGCCCUUCAAAGGAAAGCGCUGAUCAAGGCAUGAAGAUCUUCGUGGAAUACACUGAGCAGCGUGUCGACGGAGACGUGGACGCGUCUGUCCUUUGUGUGGAGCGCUGCGACAUGAACACAGAUGAGACUGAAUCCUGCACAUAUUGCAGUGGACGCGCUGAGAGCUUUGAGCAACUCUCAGCAAACGGAUUUUUUGAAUCCGACCAGACCCUCGAUGAGUGUGAGACCUCGGGGUUAAGCCAACCAUUUGACAAAUGUGCUAAACGCUGUGAGUGUUUUAAACCUUGCAAGUCCUCUGAGUACUGUGCUAAUCAUAGCUUAGCUUCCAAAUGUAGUCCUUGCUGCGAACAGUGUGCAGAACACCUCCAAUUAUUUCAACAAUGUAAGCCCUCUGAUCAUCAGCUGGAGUCUUCUGACUCGGAGCCAGACAAAUUGGAAGUGUACUGUGGCAGUUUCGGUCAGUGUGAAAUGUCUGAUUUGAUGCCUGAAUGCACAGACCGCCUCGAGUCGCUACAACAAUACGAGCCGUCACAUCAGCAGUGCGAGUGCUUUGACUCUGAGCCAGACACAUCAACAGAGGACUCUGAGCAAUGUGAAAUGUCUGUCGUCUCCGACUCAGGGGACUCGUUGGACGACGGUGCUGAUCUUUGUGAGUAUGACGAAAAUCAAAAUCAAACUGAAUCCGCAAAUGAUUAUGAUGACGAUGAGAGCUAUGAGGGCGACCAAAAUGAGCCCAGUGAUGAAGAGGCCCCUAGAUUGCCAGAAGACAGCGAGGACGCCUCCUUUGCAGGAGAUUUCUGUGAGACACACGUGUACGCCGAAGAAAACUCUCAGCAAGCUAGUACAUCAGACAUGUCUGCAGAUCCCAGCGAGUUAUGUGGAAAUGAUAACUCUGAAACAAGCCAAGAGUACGAACCCACUCAUCAAUCAGGGCGCAGCUAUGAGAACAGCCUCUGCUCGGAGGAAGACGGUUCCUCAGAUUGCUCCUCUGUGGAAACCAAAUCCUUCAAGACUUGUCCAGAUGGCAGCAUUCCGUCUGAUCCCUGCUCCGAUUCAUCUGGAGAAUCUGAAAAAGGAGCUCAGGAAGAUUCAAGCGAUGAGCAGACGCAGUGGGAGUCUUUCGAAGAAGAUGAAGAAACACAGCAAAGUAGCAUUAACGGAAGUAAUGAGGACAAACAGAAGAAACCCUCCGCUGAUAUUGUUAUCGAGGAUUACUUUGAUUUGUUUGACAAAGCCGACUACCACGGACACAUGUUCGGGCAGAAGCAGCGUUACAUCUCCUGCUUCGACGGGGGCGAUAUCCACGACCACCUGUAUCUCGAAGAAGAGGCGCAGAAGCGUAGAACCAAAAAUGUGUACAAAUUUGAAGAAGUAAACGAGGAAAUGAACGUACCGGAAACCGAAGUGUGUUCUGGGGAUGUGCAGGAGGACAGCGGCGAAGAACACACGGGCCAGAGAGACGAGGACUGGAUCGGACAGUCGGAAUCGAGUUUCACAGGAGAUGAAGAUGAAGAAGAUGAAUCGGAGAACCAAGCGGUUUACACGGAGAACAGUGAUGAAGCAGAGGACGAUGAAGCCCCUUUUGAUGAAGAACCUUGUGCAUCAGAUGUUCCUGAAGUCUGCGAUGAAGAAGACGAGGUCUGCCCGUCCACUGCCAACGAGGAGAGCAUGUGUGCACCAUGUGCCAAGGAAAUCUGUGUUGAAGGUGAUGCUUAUGAAGACGAGGUCUGCGAUGCUCAAGAGAAGUGUGAAACUCCCGUUGAUGUCGCCCGUACAAGUGAUGAGACUGAGUUAGCCGAUGACAAAGAUGAGCCCGAGCCUGAAGACAAAGUAUUCAUCGCAUGUUCAGAGGUGGAGCCGUAUUGGUCCCUAAUAGAUAACGAAGAAAUUGGAGAGUUUUGCGAGGCGGAUGUUGAGGACUACUACACGUAUCAGAUUAAAAGCAUUCAGUCAUCUGUUAAACAAGCCUUGAAUGGAUUUAUUGUGGGGGAAAGAUCAUACGAUGCGUCGAGAAAAGACGCUCUUUCAUCUCUGGAAGAAGUCCAGGCCAGCCCAGAGGAGCGCAAAUCAGCCACAUUUCAAAUCACCCAAGUUACUGAACUGAACCGCACCGUUGCGGAAAAAACAUCUGACGAGGACUGUGUGUUGAAUGAGAGUUCAAGACAACCGAGACCCCCUUCAGAUAUUAUUCACAGCGUUGUCUCGCAACACGCCAAAAUCGAGGGAGGGGACAAAAGGACUGAGGAUAACAAGGCCUCCGAACAAAGCAGGGAUUCAGAAGAGGAGAGUGACGAUGAAUCCUGUGAGCCUUGUGAAUGCGAGUACUGCAUUCCGCCGACAGAGCAGGUCCCAGCAAAGCCGCUGCUCCCACAGAUGAAAUCGAAUGAUGCAGGGAAGAUCUGUGUGGUCAUUGAUUUGGAUGAAACGCUAGUGCAUAGUUCAUUUAAGCCGGUGAACAAUGCAGAUUUUAUCAUUCCAGUGGAAAUUGAUGGAACAGUUCACCAGGUGUACGUGUUGAAGAGACCCCACGUUGACGAAUUCCUCAAGAGGAUGGGAGAGUUGUUUGAGUGCGUUUUGUUCACCGCGAGCUUAUCCAAGUACGCGGAUCCUGUGUCCGACCUGCUGGACAAGUGGGGGGCCUUCCGGAGCCGGCUCUUUCGGGAGUCGUGUGUCUUUCACAAAGGGAACUACGUAAAAGACCUGAGCCGCUUAGGAAGAGACCUGAACAAGGUCAUCAUCAUAGACAACUCCCCGGCCUCCUACAUCUUCCACCCUGACAACGCAGUUCCUGUAGCGUCCUGGUUUGACGACAUGUCCGACACCGAGCUCCUCGAUCUUAUCCCCUUCUUUGAGAGACUAAGCAAAGUGGACGACGUCUAUGAUAUUCUCAAGCAGCAGAGGACUUCAAGUUAACAGAGGCAGGAUAGUAGGACGAAAACAAUCACCAGCGGCUGUCGUCUCGGGGCCACGGAAGCUGGUGGGCCAACGGCUCCACACUGCUUCCCACUACAAGGACCACACUGCGAAAAAUCACCUGCCAUUUAAUCUCAUAUUCUUUUAGUACGUUGGAUAUAAAAAAAAAAAAGUAAAAGCAGCUGGGCUAGGUGUGACUGCGUUGACAGCUACCUAACCCAUCCAUGUGUGUCGUAAUGCCCGGACUUAAUAUGAGAUUAAAUGACGUCUGUAGAUAUCUUUUGCAGUGCAGCUAGUGUGUUGUUGUUGUUGUCGUUAUGUGACAGCAGUGACCUUUGUAAGUGUGCUGUAAAGCUAGAUUGUGUGAACAGUUGCUCAGUGCCAUUCUACAUAUAAACCACCACCAGCCGUUUUAACGUCAGUACAAUGUAGCAUUUCUAAUAAGAUUUGACGCUUUCGCACAGAACGUAACGAGAAUCCCGUUAACUUCAGACAGGUGACAAUCAUUAACUCUGGAGAUUUUAGGUUUAGUGAUUUUUUUUUUUAAAUGCACAUUUCGACAUGUUCCAAACACUGUGCACUUACUGUAUGUCUUUGGAAAGCUUUGAACAAAAUCUACCAUUUACUGUAGCAUUUGGAUUUAGGAUCCAAAGUGUGAAACCAGAAUCCAGGAAUGAACCGUCACUGAACGUAGUGUUUAUUCUCUACAUUCGAGGUGACGACUAAAUUCAAUCUAAUCUAAUGAUGAGUGUGUAAUAACCAUUUUAGAAGCUGUUCGGCCCUUUCCAGUCACGAACGCGUAACUCUUGGCUUCAUAGUUGCAUACCAAUAAUUUUAAAACAAAACCUGGAUCUGUUAUUGUAUAAUUCUGGAUUAAGAUUAUUGGACCUUUCUCUCACACACACACACUUACCACUGCAGCAAUGGUAAGAUUAAUCUUGUAAAUAGAGUAUAUCAGGAUUUUAGGCAAUCGUUUUGAUUUGGUUUUAAUGUUAUUUUAUCUAAUGUUAUUUUGUGUAGUCGUAUCAGCCACCACGGCGUGCAGUGCAUCAAUAAUGCAAUCCUGUUUAAUGCGUGCGGGAGGAAGGUCGCGACCUGCUUCGGCAUCUUAAAUACGUUUUGAUUUGAAAGCACACUUUGAUGCCUCCUGUCGGCAAACUUGAAUCCGAGCUGUUUCGUUUAAGUGGAGUCAAGUGCACUGCCUUAUUGAUCUGUAUGUUCAGUUUCUUCGGGGGGACGGCGUAGGAACUCGUGCCGGAUGCGCUCUAGUCCCGGUCUGGAGCGAGUGUGUGUGUGUGUUUGAAUGUGUGGGUUUCAGUGUGACUGCGCCAGUGUGAGUAUUUCUAUCAGUUUCAGUUUAAAACAAAAGAUACGUGAACAACUAUAAUCUGUCUUGGAAUAAUGAUUUAACUUUUUUUUUUUUUUUACUGUAUGCAUCAAGAGUAUUAACAUUGUGACUUAAACUGGUUCAAACAAGUGAGUUUUUAAAUUGCUGCUGAUAAAUGUUGAGACUGAAAAAAAGCAAAAAAAACAACAACAACAACUAGAGAUAUUUCUACCGUGCAUCAAUAAAGCAUGUUUUAUUGAAA
Messenger RNA from Stegastes partitus (bicolor damselfish), 4708 nucleotides. Its product is annotated as dentin sialophosphoprotein-like. The record is from RefSeq and is a predicted model, not a curated record. Lineage: Eukaryota; Metazoa; Chordata; Actinopteri; Pomacentridae. Gene Ontology annotation, molecular function: RNA polymerase II CTD heptapeptide repeat phosphatase activity. The coding region runs from base 96 to 3119 and encodes 1007 amino acids. The transcript is spliced from 6 exons.